Molecule: messenger RNA, 3016 nt
Organism: Cercocebus atys (sooty mangabey)
Lineage: Eukaryota; Metazoa; Chordata; Mammalia; Primates; Cercopithecidae
Gene: SMAD6
Product: SMAD family member 6
Exons: 4
Coding region: 1068-2558 (496 amino acids)
Biological process (GO): transforming growth factor beta receptor signaling pathway; cell differentiation; SMAD protein signal transduction
Cellular component (GO): heteromeric SMAD protein complex
Molecular function (GO): I-SMAD binding; transcription regulator inhibitor activity
Source: RefSeq, a predicted model, not a curated record
ACAAUCAGCGCCGCGGAGCCGCCAAAGUGUCUAGACUGGCAUAUGAUGGGAGUCAGCCAAUGACUCCGCGGCGCUCCUCCGGGGGCCCUCAGUGUGCGUUUGAGGAGAACAAAAAAGAGAGAGCGAGCGGAGCAGGGGAGCGAUCGAGGGAGCCGAGCCGAGAGAAAGAGCCGCUGGGCGCUGCCUCGCCGGACCUCGCUGGGACCCCGGGGCCACCGGGAGGCACUUUUGUGGAGGGGGGAGGGGGGGCGACCUCGGCAGCGUCGGCGCACGAAGCGUCCGAGGGCAGCGUGGGGCGGGCUGCGACCUCUGCCUCGGUGGACUGCAUUUUUAAUUAAGGAUUCCCAGCAGCUCUUUGGGAUUUUUACAGCUUCCACUCAUGUGUUGACACCCGCGUCCAGGAGAAACUCGCUCCAAGUGCAUCUAGCGCCUGGGACCUGAGACGGCGUUGGCCUUUCGUGCAUGCAAAUCCAGGGAUUUAGGUUUUGUUUGGGAUUUCCUUUUCUUUCUUUCCUUUUUUUUUUUUUUCCUUUUUGCAGGGAGUAAGAAGGGAGCUGGGGUUAUCAACAAGCCUGCCUUUCGGAUCCUGCAGGAAAAGCCCAUGUAGUUAAGCGCUUUGGUUUAAAAUAAGGCAGGGGAAAGGGAGGGCUUUCCAAACACAUUUGGGGGUUCGCGCGAGCGCUUUGUGCUCAUGGACCAGCCGCGCAACUUUUGAAGGCUCGCCGGCCCAUGUGGGGUCUUUCUGGCGGUGCGCCGCCUGCAGCCCCCUUAAAGCGCGGGGACUGGAGUUGUUGAGCAGCCCCGACGCUGCGGUCCAUGUAGCCGCUGGCCGCGCGCGGACUGCGGCUCGGCGUGCGCGUGUUCCCGGCCGUCCCGCCUCGGCGAGCUCCCUCAUGUUGUCGCCCUGCGGCGCCCCUUCGACGACAGGCUGUGCACGGUCUGCACGGCGCUCCGCGGCGGAGCUUCAUGUGGGGCUGCGACCCGCGCAGCCGGCGCCUCGCUGAGGGAACGGACCCCCGGUAACCGGAGACCGCCUCCCCCCCACCCCUGGCGCCAAAGGAUAUCGUAUGUUCAGGUCCAAACGCUCGGGGCUGGUGCGGCGACUUUGGCGAAGUCGUGUGGUCCCCGACCGGGAGGAAGGCGGCAGCGGCGGCGGUGGUGGCGGCGACGAGGAUGGGAGCUUGGGCAGCCGAGCUGAGCCGGCCCCGCGGGCAAGAGAGGGCGGAGGCUGCGGCCGCUCCGAAGUCCGCCCGGUAGCCCCGCGGCGGCCCCGGGACGCAGUGGGACAGCGAGGCGCCCAGGGCGCGGGGAGGCGCCGGCGCGCAGGGGGCCCCCCGAGGCCCAUGUCGGAGCCGGGGGCCGGCGCUGGGGGCUCCCUGCUGGACGUGGCGGAGUCGGGAGGCCCGGGCUGGCUGCCCGAGAGUGACUGCGAGACGGUGACCUGCUGUCUCUUUUCGGAGCGGGACGCCGCCGGCGCGCCCCGGGACGCCAGCGACCCCCUGGCCGGGGCGGCCCUGGAGCCGGCGGGCGGCGGGCGGAGUCGCGAAGCGCGCUCGCGGCUGCUGCUGUUGGAGCAGGAACUCAAAACGGUCACGUACUCGCUGCUGAAGCGGCUCAAGGAGCGCUCGCUGGACACGCUGCUGGAGGCGGUGGAGUCCCGCGGCGGCGUGCCGGGCGGCUGCGUGCUGGUGCCGCGAGCCGACCUCCGCCUGGGCGGCCAGCCCGCGCCGCCGCAGCUGCUGCUCGGCCGCCUCUUCCGCUGGCCCGACCUGCAGCACGCAGUGGAGCUGAAGCCACUGUGCGGCUGCCACAGCUUCGCCGCCGCCGCCGACGGCCCCACCGUGUGCUGCAACCCCUACCACUUCAGCCGGCUCUGCGGGCCAGAAUCUCCGCCACCUCCCUACUCUCGGCUGUCUCCUCGCGACGAGUACAAGCCACUGGAUCUGUCCGAUUCCACAUUGUCUUACACUGAAACGGAGGCUACCAACUCCCUCAUCACUGCUCCGGGUGAAUUCUCAGACGCCAGCAUGUCUCCGGACGCCACCAAGCCGAGCCACUGGUGCAGCGUGGCGUACUGGGAGCACCGGACGCGCGUGGGCCGCCUCUACGCGGUGUACGACCAGGCCGUCAGCAUCUUCUACGACCUACCUCAGGGCAGCGGCUUCUGCCUGGGCCAGCUCAACCUGGAGCAGCGCAGCGAGUCGGUGCGGCGAACGCGCAGCAAGAUCGGCUUCGGCAUCCUGCUCAGCAAGGAGCCCGACGGCGUGUGGGCCUACAACCGCGGCGAGCACCCCAUCUUCGUCAACUCCCCGACGCUGGACGCGCCCGGCGGCCGCGCCCUGGUCGUGCGCAAGGUGCCGCCCGGCUACUCCAUCAAGGUGUUCGACUUCGAGCGCUCGGGGCUGCAGCAUGCGCCCGAGCCCGACGCCGCCGACGGCCCCUACGAUCCCAACAGCGUCCGCAUCAGCUUCGCCAAGGGCUGGGGGCCCUGCUACUCCCGGCAGUUCAUCACCUCCUGCCCCUGCUGGCUGGAGAUCCUCCUCAACAACCCCAGAUAGUGGCGGGCCCGGCGGAGGGGUGGGUGGGAGGCCGCGGCCGCCGCCACCUGCCGGCCUCAAGAGGGGCCGAUGCCCAGAGACACAGCCCCCACGGACAAAAUCCCCCAGAUAUCAUCUACCUAGAUUUAAUAUAAAGUUUUAUAUAUUAUAUGGAAAUAUAUAUUAUACUUGUAAUUAUGGAGUCUUUUUACAAUGUAAUUAUUUAUGUAUGGUGCAAUGUGUGUAUAUGGACAAAACAAGAAAGACGCACUUUGGCUUAUAAUUCUUUCAAUACAGAUAUAUUUUCUUUCUCUUCCUCCUUCCUCUUCUUUACUUUUUUAUAUAUAUAUAUAUAUAUAAAGAAAAUGAUACAGCAGAGCUAGGUGGAAAAGCCUGGGUUUGGUGUAUGGUUUUUGAGAUAUUAAAGCCCAGUCAAAAAGCUAAUACCAGUCACUCGAUAAUAAAGUAUUCGCAUUAUA